AUGAAUAUUGUAUAUUUUGAUGAUAAAAGAGAACAUGGGGUGAAAAAACUUACCACUGGAAUCAAUGAGAACGUGCUCAGUUAUCUGGAAAAUUUCGAGAGUUGUUAUACAUUGGAUCAAUUAAAAGAAGCACUUAAUAAAAAUAAUAUACAUGGACAAACAAAUGUUCCUUUCGAUAUAAAAUACAUCUAUCAAUUUUCAAUAACAUGUUUAAAUUUAACAGAGUUUGAAUAUUCUGCAUAUGUUUGGGUGCCAUUAAUAAACUAUGCAUUUAUGGAAAGUGACAAUAUCAAAAUUGCGAGUGGUGAUGUAUCUUCAAGAGGGUUUGAAAAGUUGAAAUCUUUGGCCCAGACACAAAAUAAAACAGGUCCAAGAAUUGAUACAAAGGGUGCAAUAUUAUCAACUGGAAUUGAGGUAUUACUAAUAGAAAAUGCAGUAAAUGAAGAUCAAAAUAAACAACUCCUAGACCAAGAGAAAUUAGAUAUUGCACAAAGGUCCUGCUUGCAAGUGUAUUUAUCUCAUUACCAUCAUCUUCAUGGAAUAAUAUACACGAAUUAG
This is a messenger RNA of Entrophospora sp. SA101, 558 nucleotides long. Lineage: Eukaryota; Fungi; Glomeromycota; Glomeromycetes; Entrophosporales; Entrophosporaceae. The record is from the annotation of a GenBank genome assembly.